AUGCGCGAGUUUAUGGACUAUGUCCACAGUGCUUUCUACGAGGCUACCGGGUGGAGGCGUGACAAUUCGUAUGCAGCGCUGAAUGCGACGACAGACGCUCUGCUGAAUUUCAACACUCCUCGAGGUCUUCGAUUGACUCUCUCGGCCCUCGCAAGCCCCAAUUUUGCCACCUCUUACCAGCUGGGCUCUGUGGGCGUGGUGGAUGGCUCCAUCUCCUACCUAUUCUCUUCCGUUCCUCUUCGAGUCCUCCUGACCCCUCAGUCCGAAAACGUUCCGCUCCCCGAUCUUCUUCGAUCCUAUCGCCCGUUGACGCCGGUUGCUCGACGAGAUGUCCCCUCCCUAAGACACCCGAACGAUACGGACAAGACCAAUGAGUCACUUCUAUAUGGCAGACUAUAUCUACCGCGGUCACAGUUAGAGGCGCUCCUGGUGAGGCGACUAUCUCCUGCCUUGCAGGCACAGUUCAGCGCGGUAUCGGGUCAGCACCUCAGAAAUGGGGGCACUGCAUUGGGAUUGCUGCAGUACGAUGUCGGAAGUUAUGCGCUUGAAGGACUCGCUUCCACGGAUGGCGGACUGCUAGGGUUCAGAGGAGUUUAUAAUUUUGGAGGCGACUUGAGUAAUAAAAAACACGCCCAGCAAUCGGCCACAUCUACUAGUGACAAUGGGAACGGACACGGCAGCGGCAAUGGAGACAAGGAGAGGAUAUAUGGGCGAUUUAGUACCGGUGGAGAGAUCUACUACGGCACUCUCAACAAAUCUGGAGGCAUAAGCAUAGGUGCGAGAUUUGCGACGUUGCCGGAUCACAAGGGAACGCCACUUUCUGCCACUCUUACGCUGAAUCCCCUCAUGGGAAAUAUUGCAGCCAGCUACGCAGUCAUGGCUGGGAAAGACUGCAGUCUCGCGACCCGCAUGGAGUUCAACAUCUUUAGCUACGAAAGCUCUUGGGCCGUUGGUAUGGAGUUGUGGAGGAAACCAUUUGCUCGAUCCGUGGCAGACGUAGACACUCCCUCUGAAGGUGUCUCUGCAGCGAAGACGCCGAUUCCGAAGCCAUUUCCCACUUCGAAAGCGCCUACCAGCAUUGCAGACGGAAAAGAAUCUCGACCGAAGAUUACACCCGUCACACCGGAAUUGGCCUCAACAUCAAUGCCAGCCGAACGGAGUUUUAACGCGAAGCUGGAGUGGAGGCUCGACGACCCAGCAAAGCUGACAGAAAAGAAGACUGGACACAAAGUAAACGCGGGCAAUAAUAAUUUCAAGUCAAGAGGUGGUAAGAAGAAUCUCUCUAAGACAGGGCAACCUGCUAAGAAGGUAGAUAAAGAGGAGGUUGAGAGUGAGGAGAAGGAAUAUGCUGGGGUCGUGAAAGCGAGACUGGACCAAAAUCUCCGGCUCGGAGUGCUGUGGGAAGGACGAGUAAAGUCGCUGUUGUUCAGCCUCGGCAGCGGGAUUGAUCUGAAGAUGAUGAACAAGCCGUUUCGAACGCUAGGUCUCGAGGUUCAGUUCUCAUCUUGA
Molecule: messenger RNA, 1509 nt
Organism: Trichoderma breve
Lineage: Eukaryota; Fungi; Ascomycota; Sordariomycetes; Hypocreales; Hypocreaceae
Product: mitochondrial distribution and morphology protein 10 domain-containing protein
Exons: 2
Coding region: 1-1509 (502 amino acids)
Biological process (GO): mitochondrial outer membrane translocase complex assembly; protein insertion into mitochondrial outer membrane; phospholipid transport
Cellular component (GO): ERMES complex; SAM complex
Source: RefSeq, a predicted model, not a curated record